AUGUGGCGGGACCGCACGAACCUAUAUAUCUCCUACCGUCAAUCGUUCGCGCACCACCCAGCCAAGAAGCCACGUUAUAUCGGGCCGUCCAAUGGCUUCACCGACACACCCUCACAAUCCGAAGAGAGUCGCAGACUCAUAUCUGACUCCGGCGGCUUAGAAGAUGAUGGCGAUGCGAUCAUUGAGAUGGAUCUCCUGCCCCCGCGGUGGGUCGACGUCCAAGACGAAGUGACCGAGUUGCUCGCAGACAUUGCGCAAAAGUCGGCACAGCUGGACAAGCUACACCAGAAGCAUCUGCUACCUGGAUUCGGCGACGAGGAUGUAAGGAAGCAGGACGAGCGAAUGAUCGAACGACUCACGCAGGAUAUAACUCGCGGAUUCCAUGAGUGUCAGAAGGCGGUUCAGAGAAUCGAAGUGAUGGUGCGCGAGGCCAAGCAACAGGGCGGAGUGAGUGCCGGGGACGAGACUAUGGCGAAGAAUAUCCAGAUAUCCUUGGCUUCUAGGGUACAAGAGGCUAGUGCUCGGUUCAGGAAGAAGCAGAGCACCUAUUUGAAGAAAUUACGAGGACUGGAGGGUGCUGCGGCGCCUUUUGACCGCGCCCCGACGCCACAGAAUCCCUACAUGGAUCCUUCAUUAAUGGAGUCCGACGCGGACAAGUCAUUUUCUCAAUCGACUCUCAUGCAAACGUCACAGCGACUGACCGGUCAACAUGACGAAGCCAUUGAGCAACGUGAGCGGGAGAUCAACGACAUCGCGAAGAGCAUCAUUGAGUUGUCGGACAUAUUUCGCGAACUACAAGCGAUGGUCAUCGAUCAGGGAACCAUGCUGGACCGGAUAGACUAUAAUAUCGAACGGAUGGGUACUGAGGUCAAGGCAGCCGAGAAGGAGCUGAAAGUGCGCCUUCAGGAAGCGGUGAUCGGAUUAAGUCUAGUUUUGUAA
Molecule: messenger RNA, 939 nt
Organism: Aspergillus fischeri NRRL 181
Lineage: Eukaryota; Fungi; Ascomycota; Eurotiomycetes; Eurotiales; Aspergillaceae
Product: t-SNARE syntaxin TLG2
Exons: 4
Coding region: 1-939 (312 amino acids)
Biological process (GO): vesicle fusion; vesicle-mediated transport; intracellular protein transport
Cellular component (GO): membrane; SNARE complex; endomembrane system
Molecular function (GO): SNARE binding; SNAP receptor activity
Source: RefSeq, a predicted model, not a curated record